Cydia strobilella is the source of this 8408-nucleotide messenger RNA. RefSeq names its product TATA-binding protein-associated factor 172 (gene Hel89B). The transcript is spliced from 26 exons. The record is from RefSeq and is a predicted model, not a curated record. Bases 48 to 5597 code for a protein of 1849 amino acids. Lineage: Eukaryota; Metazoa; Arthropoda; Insecta; Lepidoptera; Tortricidae. Gene Ontology annotation, molecular function: ATP hydrolysis activity; TBP-class protein binding; ATP binding.
UGCAGAAAGAACUGCAUCUUGAACCUGGACUGAGAUAAGGCCUCGCCAUGACGUCACGGCUGGACCGUUUGUUCGUGCUGCUGGAGGCGGGCGCAGGCGCGGCGACGCGGCGCGCAGCAGCGCGGCAACUAGGCGAGGUUCAGAAGGCACACCCUGAGGAACUGCACCGGCUGCUCCACCGCCUGAUGAAGCAUCUCCGCUCGCCUGCCUGGGAGACCAGGGUCGCCGCCUCACAGGCAGUGGAAGCGAUUCUAACGAACGUUCCACAAUGGCAUCCCCCGCCCUUCACCGGCAAGAAAGAGGAAAAAUCAGAAUGCGACGGGCGGCUACGAUGCGAGUCGUUCGACAUCGAGAAGGUUCUCCGACACGGCGCACACCUCAUGGGCUCCGAGGGCCACGAGUACGACCUGGACGAAGAGGCCCUUAAUGCUGCUGACAUAAACGAGCGUUUAUCGCGGCAGCGGCAGCAGCUCAACGCGCGCCUCGGCUUGGAGGUGGCGUCCAGUCUGGGCGUGGACCUGACCACCGCGCUGUACACCAACGACGACCUCUGUCUCGCCAAGCCAGCGCCAGUCAAGACUGAAGUGAUCAGGAGGCCAGUGCAAGAGCUAGUCCCAUCGUCAUCCAAGCCGCUCAGCUCUCGCGAGAUGAACCUAGCGAAACGCAAAGCGCGACAAGCGGCGUUCUGCAAACAGAAGUCGCGCGACUGCGAGGAGCCGCCCGCGCCGCCCACGCCGCCGGCGGAGCCGGACCGGAAGAAGAUCAAGCUGGAGGUCGACGAGUUUAGCUUGGAGCAGUCGCUAGCAGUGCCAGAUUGCUCCGGGGCGUGGGGCUCGAGCUCCAACUGGCCUCUAGAGAGCUGGUGCGGGGCGCUGCAGGCGACGCUGUUCAGCGCGGCGUGGGAGGCGCGCCACGGGGCCGCCUCGGCGCUGCGGGAGCUGCUGCGCGCGCCCAUCGCCGCCUCGGCGGGGCAGGCGGCCGGCGACAGCCCGCAGCAGAUGGAAGAUGCACACCAAGAAUGGCUGGAAGACAUGGCGCUGAGGUUGCUUUGUGUUCUUGCGUUGGACCGCUUCGGAGACUUUGUCUCAGAUCAAGUAGUCGCUCCCGUCCGCGAGACAUGCGCGCAGACUCUAGGCGUGGCGUUAGCGCAGAUGCGAGCCCCGCGCGUGCGCGCCGUGGCCGCGCUGCUGUCCACUCUGGCGGCGCAGCAACAGUGGGAGGCGCGCCACGGGGCGCUGCUCGGCUUCAAGUACCUGCUGGCCGCAAGACAGGAAGUGGCAUGCGAGAGCGGGGCCAUCGAGCAUCUGAUAUCGGGGCUCAGCGACCCCGCCGAGGACGUGUCGGCCGUGGCGGCGGGCGCGCUGGCCCCGGCGGCGGCGGCGCUCGCCGCGGCCCGGGCGCGCGUGCUGCCCACCGUCGUGGCUCGCCUGUGGCAGCUGUUACACGACCAGGAUGACGUCGCUGCGCCUGCCAAUUCCUACAUGGCGUUAUUAGCUUCUCUAAUGGCCAUGCCGCAAGCGGCCAAACUCCUUCACCCCAUCGACUUAGCAGACGUCCUACCGAGGCUUUGGCCGUAUUUAGACCACUCGACCAGCUCGGUCAGAAAAGCUUCCCUUCAAACACUGCGGACCCUCACGAGACCGCUAGUCACAGAAGUUAAGGCUCCCGACACGAAUGGCAAUGGCGAGUCCGGCAAUGGAGAGGUUCCGAAACCAAUAAACGGCGUCCAAUAUUUAAUGUGGAACCCUGAACUACUACAAGAGGCUAUGAGACACGUUUACCAAAGAAUUUUGUUUGAGCACGUCGGCGAUAUACAGAUGAUCGCCGUUCAAGUUUGGGAGAAUCUCCUCCGCCACGCGCCGCUAGGCGUAGUGUUAGUUGCAGCCUGCCCGUUGCUAGCUACCUGGCUAUGCCUCGCCAUGCAGCCGGCCAGGUUACCUAUAGCACCUAAUCUCUUACUCCAGCCGCCUCCUAAAGAAAAGCGCGCGCCAACUAAGCCAAGCCAACUAGGAGAGGGCUUGCCGCCUGAGGUGAGGCCCAAUCAGAAAUGGUUCCUGGGUGGAAGCGAAUCUCAACCUACCUGCGUUCGUGACAAGAACGUGACUCGGGCGCGCUGCCUCGCUGCAGAAAUACUAGGGUAUCUGUCCUGUUAUCUAGUACAACCGGCGCCCGGCAUAGAGUACAAACCUGAGGACGAAAGCCCUAUAGACUGUUUCGUAAAAGUGUUGUUAGUGCAUUUGAGAUCGUCGAGCGCGCUGCAGCGGAUAGUAGCAGGUCUAGUGGUCUCCGCGUGGGCGCGACGUUCCUUACACCACAACCUCUUUCCCCCUCCGAUAUUCGGAGAAAAACGAGACGACAUUACCGACGAUCCAAUAAGUCGAUUAGCUCCACCCCCACUAACAAUAACUCUACACGCGUCUCUCAACCAAGCGUUAUACUACGAUGAAGUAGCGCUAAACUGUAACAGAAUACUUCAAGAAGCUAGAGAUUUACUAGCCAUGAUGAAACACUACAAACUACCAGUAGACGGCGAAGAAUUCAACAACAUCGUCCGCCUCGAGCAAGUUAUUCACAUGACAACAGUCACGGAGCCUAUGGUGGCGUCUCUAAAACUGAAACGGGUAGUUACGACUCUAGAGGAGCGUCGGAAGAAUCUCCAAACCGCCGUGAACCAAUGCGCGACAGAACAGACUAUUCUGAACAUUUCAGUACAGGCAGCUUUAGCCGGCGCUUGUGCUAGCUUAAACUCUUUACCAGAGAAGUUGAACCCAGUGGUGAGGCCGUUAAUGGAGAGUAUAAAGAAGGAAAUGUGGGAGGAGCUGCAGGCGCAGUCGGCGGAGUCGCUGGCGGCGCUGGCGUCGCGUCUGGUGUGCCGCGAGCCCAGCCCUAACAAUAAGAUACUGCACAACUUGAAGGCGUUUCUGAGAUGUGACCCUGAGUUCACGCCGCACGUGUCUUUGACGGAGAACACUGACGAGAACGGUGAUUCUGGGAGUGGCGACAGCGGGGCGGAGGGCAAGGCGGAAAGAGCAUUGCAUGGACCCCCUAUGGACGCGUACGUCGGUAUACUGACUCUAUGGGAGCAGCAGCGAGCGGCGGUGAAGGUGACUCCUCGCCGCGGCCGCCCGCCGCAGCACCACGCCGUGCCCGACGUGCCGCUCGACGUGCUGCACGACCGCGAGGACGAGAACCGGAAAAAGCUUCGUAUUCAACGAAGAGGGGCGACACUGGCGUUCACUAGUCUCACGAGAUACUUCGGCGACGAGCUGCCGGAGAAAUUACCUAAGCUAUGGGAGUUCAUCACGGAACCGUUUGCGAAUGUCAUGAGUGAUAGUGAACUAGAAAGCGUCGACGUGGACGCCUCCGAGGAGCUAAUCUCCCGCCUGCAAGUAUUCGAAGCGGUCUGCUCGUCGCUGGCGCCCCUCGCGUGGCAGACGGCGUCGCUCGGGGCGGGCGCGUGCGCGCGGCUGCUGCGGCACGCGCACACGGCCGUGCGGCACAUGUCGGCGCGCGCGCUCGCCGCCAUGGCGCGUCGCGACCCGCACAACGUCAUGGCUACCGUUGUCAAAGAUCUCGUGCCAGCCCUGAGCGACAUGAGCGCCGUCCGCGUCCGCUGCGGCUGCGCCGAGGCGCUGUCCCGGGUUGUCGAAGCGUUGCAGCUACAAGUGGUGCCCUACAUCGCAUUGCUCGUUAUACCUCUAUUAGGUCGUAUGAGCGACCACUGCGAAGCGGUCCGCGUGAUGUCCACCCGCUGCUUCGCUUCGCUCAUACAACUCAUGCCUCUCGACGGCGCCGCGCCCGAACCGCAGGGAUUAUCUCCAGAACUACGGGCGAGGCGGCUUAGCGACAAGCGCUUCCUGGAUCAACUGUUCAAUCCUCGCUCGAUCCAGGAUUAUAAAAUCCCUGUGCCUGUGGCUGCUGAACUCAGGAGUUAUCAACAGGCGGGAGUGAACUGGCUCCGCUUCCUCAACGAGUACAGACUGCACGGCGUGCUGUGCGACGACAUGGGUCUGGGCAAGACGCUGCAGUCCAUCGUGGUGGUGGCGUCCUCGCACGCCGAGCGCGCCAAGCGCCGGGACCCCAGCGCGCCCAGUCUCGUAGUCUGCCCGCCUACGCUCACAGGGCACUGGGUGUUCGAAGUGAACAAGUUCAUCUCCAGCAAGUAUCUAAAGCCGCUGCAGUACGUGGGCCCGCCGGUGGAGCGCGAGCGUCUACGCAGCCACGUCAAGAACUUCAACCUGAUCGUGGCUUCCUACGACAUCGUGCGGAAAGAUAUUGACUUUUUCAGCGCCAUCAAGUGGAACUACUGCGUGUUAGACGAGGGUCACGUGAUCAAGAACGGCAAGACCAAAGCGUUCAAAGCCAUAAAGCAACUAGUCGCUAACCAUAGGUUAAUAUUGUCCGGAACGCCCAUACAGAACAACGUGCUAGAGCUAUGGUCGCUAUUCGACUUCCUGAUGCCCGGCCUCCUCGGCACCGAGCGGCAGUUCACCGCGCGCUACUCGCGCCCCAUCCUGCUCGCGCGCGACGCCAAGGCCACGCCGCUGCAGCUGCAGGCCGGCGCCCUCGCCUGCGAGGCUCUACACCGACAGGUAUUACCGUUCCUCCUGCGGCGCGUAAAGGAAGACGUGCUAAAGGAACUCCCGCCGAAGAUUACCCAAGACUACUACUGCGAGCUAUCACCUCUCCAGAGGCGUCUGUACGAGCAGUUCAGCAAGCACCUACCCCCGCAGGUCACCCGGCAACAACACGUGUUCCAGUUCCUCCACUACCUGCAGAACGUGUGCAACCACCCGAAGCUGGUGUUAACACCGGAGCACCCCGAGUACAGCAAGACCCAGCAGCAGCUGUCCGCGCAGCGCUCCAGCCUCGACGACAUCGAGCACGCCGCCAAGCUGCCGGCUCUCAAACAACUCCUCCUGGACUGCGGCAUCGGCGUGGCCCCGGAGGCGGGCGAGGCGGGCGCGGUCGUGUCGCAGCACCGCGCGCUCGUGUUCUGCCAGCUCAAGAAGAUGCUCGACAUCGUGGAGCGCGACCUGCUGCAGAAGCAUCUACCCUCCGUCACGUACCUGCGCCUGGACGGCUCCGUGCCGCCGCAGCAGCGCCACGCGCUCGUCACCAGGUUCAACAACGACGUCUCCAUCGACCUGCUGCUGCUGACCACCACGGUGGGCGGUCUGGGCUUGAACCUGACCGGCGCGGACACGGUGAUCUUCGUGGAGCACGACUGGAACCCCAUGAAGGACCUGCAGGCCAUGGACCGCGCGCACCGCAUCGGCCAGCGCCGCGUCGUCAACGUGUACCGCCUCGUCACGCGCGCCACGCUCGAGGAGAAGAUCAUGGGAUUACAAAAAUUCAAGCUCCAAACAGCGAAUACGGUAAUCAGCAGCGAGAACGCCGCCAUCGAGACCAUGGGCACCGAGCAGCUGCUCGACCUGUUCCACCCCUCCCCCUCCUCCACCCCCCACACCUCCCACACCCCCACCCCCGGGCCCUCCUCGCUGGAGGCGCUGCCCGACCUGUGGGACGACCGCCAGUACGAGGAGGAGUAUGACAUGUCACACUUUAUAAGGGGACUCAACACGCUGAAGGAGUAACUGUAGAGGCUUACACCAAAUCUUAAGCGGUCCUCACGUGGCGUAGCCACACGCCGCUCUAACGUGCGAGCGGGAUAUACAUGGAUAGCGUUGUCUCGCUCAGGGCGUCCGCGUCGAGUGGGCGGGUACCAUCGUAGAUAAAAUCCGUCGCGCGCGUCCGCGCUAUUGCUAUUCCACCUAGGGAUGAUGACACAUGUUGAAUUUUAUAACAAAAUCUAGUAAAAUAAAUAGCAAAUGAGCAAUUUAUCACAAUAAUGUGGAUAUUAAAAUAAUAUAUGGAAAUGAUAAAAAAAUACAGGACCUAGGUUUAAUUAUUUUUUUAAUUUUCAAAAAGGAAUAAAGUAAGGGUACCAUUCCAUUCCUUACAAUUUAUCCAAAAAAAGAUUGUAUAGCAACUAUAUGCAUAAACGCAAUAUUUCACUGAAAAAAUCGCAAUUUGACUUAUUUUCCAUACUAACUUCAAGAUGGGCUCUCAGUGACCUUGACGUCACGUUCACUUAUCGUUUUGUUAGGAGCGUUUCGCGAGUGAAGUACGACUGUCGGACUUUGACUAUCAUUUCUGACUUUUGUAUCGAUUUAAUGCAAUAGGUUCCAUAUAGAAUAGACAUUUGAUCCCAAAAACAAACCUGAUCGAUUGAUACCAUUAAUAAAAAUUUGUCAUCAAGCCUAUUUCUUAGUCCAAUGUAUAUUUGCGUCUCACAUUUUGCUUAAUGGGAGAGUGAGACGCAAUGCACAUUGGACAAAGAAAUUGUAUCGGUGGAAUACCACCCUUCGUAACGCUCAUACUAUUUUUCGUUAACGCGCUUACCCGCUCUGUAAAAUCCUACCGCGAACCACGUUCGACGUGUUGCCUCCCUGUCACUUACGUACGAAUUUACAAGUGCGACAGAGAGGAAACACGUCGAAAGUGGUUCGCGGUAGGCCCACUCGCGGACGCCCUCACACGGAGCGUCGGAUCCGUAUCAGUGGGGUAACCGCAUUAUCUAAUAUUCGAAUAUUUGUGACGUUUUCAACCAAAAGGUACCAAUUGAACCUAUAUGGAAAUAGCGCCUUAUUGACAGCCGACAAUAAGUACCCUUUUGGUUGAGAAUGGCACAUUUAUAGCCGUGAUUUCGGUUUUAAUUAGUUAGGUUAGGAAUUAAAGUCUAGUGAAGUUCCAAUAUUACACAAAAUGCUAAGUUUUCAAACAUUCUAUAUAUUAUAUAUAUCUCACGGGUGAUCCAAAAAUACGUUGACAUUUUUUUUUAAACUGCGGCAUAUUGUUGAUAAUUUUUACAAACGUUUACGUGUCAAAACUAAAGAAGUAUAUUUUGAAGAAGUAAGUUUUGUUUUAAUUAAAUGAUUGUAUUUUUAAUUACUUGUUUUAAAAUAAGUGUAAGAAAAGUAUUUCUAAAAAUUCUUAGUCUACGUAUUUUUGGGCCUUUAUAAAUGUUGAUCUUUACUGAGAAAGUUGCGAAAAAUGUAAGCAAAUCACCUGUCGUGGUCGUAAUAUAUAUAUCAUUAUUAUAAAUGCACUCACCAUUAACUAUAGUUAUUUGGAAAGUGUUUAAUUUAAGUCCCGAGAAAGCGAAAGAUCUUGAGCGUAGCGGGGGAUCCAAAACACGAGAUGUAAAAUAACUUUGCUCUCGUGUUGCAUAUAUAAUUUUUCACCUCAGUAGUGAGAACAUGUUAAAGGUUAAGAUGUAUUUCGAAUUACACAGAAUAAUACAGAGAAACAAAAAAAAAAAAACGACAAAAAAAACGAAUUUGUAAUAGAAGUAUGAAGUGGCAGUUCAUGGCCUUCACUAAAUUAAAAAGCUACUUUGUUUCACUCCUUGGAGUGAGGAAAGUCGCACUUUCGUCACUCCCUUCAAAGUAGGCUUGUUCGAGCUGCUGAGGUGAAAAAUAAAUAGCAACACGAAAACAUAUUAAUAAAGUCAAUUUUUAUAAAGUAUAGCAAAUAAACCGUCUGAAAGUAAUUAUAGAGCCUGCACUGAGUGGUCUCUGUUUAAAUUAUUAAGUUUAUUUACGUACUUGAAGUUUUUAUUAUAAAUUGUGUCGUUUUCAAGUAAAAGGUACCACAUUGUCGCUUGCCAUAAGAACGCUCUGGCAGGUUUUUCGCAUAAGGAUAAUGGAAGUGCGACUCGGACUCACCCACCGAGGGUUCCGUACUUUUUAGUAUUUAUUGUUAUAGCGGCAACAGAAAUACAUCAUCUGUGAAAAUUUCAACUGUCUAGCUAUCACUGUUCAUGAGAUACAGCCUGGUGACAGACAAACAGACGGACAGCGGAGUAGUAUGCGGUAGCGGGUAUGUAAUUCCUCUUAUUUUAAAUGGUAUCCAUAUUUGAUUUCUCUGUACCUACCUCCGGAAUAAUGGCGCGCUUACACUAUGCAGUGGGCCGCUUGACGUAUUCGACAUAAUGACUCAUGAGCUGUUUAGAUUAUUUGAUUAUGUAAGUUUGAAUACCUUUAUUAAACGUUACCUAAUGACGUUAAUAACAUCGCAAAUUGUGAUUCUCUAGCUUACACGAGUAAGUUCCUUUUCCUUAUAUAUUAAGAUAUACCUCACUUCUUCUCUUUAUUUAUUGUUAGAACUAAGAAAGACAGUCAUCGAUUUAGUCAUUUUCGUAGAUUUAGAGUGUGUUACGCUUAGUUAUUAUUGUACCUGCUCAAAUAAACACGAACUUUUGACUUGACUUUUGUAUGCAAUUCAGUUCAACUUCAGUACUGUUGGGCAUUAAAAAAUCCUUACCCCGUUAUGGUAACUUUUUUUCUUUUUGUACGUGUGUGGAUGUGUUUGAAAUAAAAUAAAGAAAUAUGGUUUGUGAACAA